CUGAUGCGGGAUGAGUCAGGCUGUGUGAUGCUACUGGUGCUGCUCUCCGCUGCCAUUUCAUCCGCGCCGAUUAGCUCCAAACACUCAGCGAACACAGAAGGGAUCCUCCCCCUCCUCCUCCUCCUCCUCCUCUUCCUCGUCGUCCCGGCGGCCUGCCCCUCCCUCAGACACCGGCUGAGAACGGGGGCUCGGUCGGAACGGAGCUCCGGAUCCGUCUUGAAAGGAGCUGCACCUGCUCUGGGUGCGCUUCUCUCUCGCCCGUCCAGCGGGGCCUGCUCUAGCCGAGCCAGCCUGUGUGUGUUUUGUGUGUUUGUUUGUAAUCGCGCUUUAUGGAGUCCCUCUUUUGCGGCCUGAGCAUCGAUCCAGUCAGACUCGUCGGUGCCAUGGAGCUCCCAUCGGCCUGGUCCUGAACAGGCGGCGGAAGGGGGAAGGAAGAGGCGCAACUCCGGCCUAAAGCGGACCCGUUUCUCCCUGCAACUCGCGCCGACGCACGCGCACCUCGGGCGCUCACACCUCAGCAGACCUGAGCGGCGCGCGGAGCGACUGCAGUCAUGGAGGCCAUCUGGCUCUACCAGUUCCGCCUCAUCGUCAUCGGGGACUCCACGGUGGGCAAGUCGUGUCUGAUCCGGCGGUUCACGGAGGGUCGCUUCGCCCAGGUGUCCGACCCCACCGUGGGCGUGGAUUUCUUCUCCCGGCUGGUGGAGAUCGAGCCCGGGAAGCGGAUCAAGCUGCAAAUCUGGGACACCGCGGGGCAGGAGCGCUUCAGGUCUAUCACCAGAGCUUACUACCGUAACUCUGUGGGCGGGCUCCUCCUCUUCGACAUCACCAACCGCCGCUCCUUCCAGAAUGUCCACGACUGGCUGGAAGAGGCCCGCAGCCACGUCCAGCCGCACAGCAUCGUCUUCCUGCUGGUGGGCCACAAGUGCGACUUGGAGGCACAGCGCCAGGUGACCCGGCAAGAAGCAGAGAAACUGGCCGGGGCGUACGGCAUGCGCUACAUCGAGACGUCCGCCCGCGACGCCAUCAACGUGGAGCACGCCUUCACCGAGCUGACCCGGGAGAUCUUCGCCUUGGUCCGGUCCGGCGACAUCACCAUCCAGGAGGGCUGGGAGGGCGUGAAGAGCGGCUUCGUGCCCAACGUGGUUCACUCGUCGGAGGAGGUGACCAAGAGCGACCGCCGCUGCCUCUGUUGAUCUGGGAAGGGGCGUGGAUGGCGGUGGACGAAGGUUUGAAAAGGAGCGGGUGCCGCGCGGAACGGCUGGUGGACUGAGGCGAACCCGAAGCCCCCCCACCGAACUGAAACGGACUUCCUUCAGACCGGAUACAGAUUUGGACGGGCGAAGUGGUUCUGCUGGUUCCUGGUGUCAUCGGACAUCACGGUGGUCAUGGGGGCAGGACUCAGAGGGAGGGAUCCAUUUCUGUACAAGGUUUGGUUGGCGGCUCCUCCGUCUGAACUGCUUUCCCAGAAAGUCUCGCAAAGGCCUUAGCAAACCGGAUCUGUUACCAAGACUAUAUUGUUUUAAUUUCUCCCAUGACGCUUCUUCCAUUAAACGCCUCUCAAUAUGCAAUUUUUAUGAUAACAUAAAAAGAGAUCAUAUCUUUCUUUGGUCGUUUCUUUUAAGACAUCAUAUAACUGGCAUAAUUAGGUUAUAUUAGAGUAUACCCUUCCUUCUCCUGUUUCCCCUUUACUGACAUGUUGCUUCACAAUCCAGAAAUCAACUGAGGAGUCCUGGAGGUCUAAAACAAAACCUGAGCCUGUCCUUUUACUUCUUUUCAUACCAUUUAAACUUUUUUUUUUAACCUAUCUUCAUCUUACAACCCCAAACUUAGAUCUAUUUAUUUGGAAACCGUGUGAUAAUUCCAAGAUAAAUUAGUACAGGACUGUUAUGUGGAAGUGAAAUGGUACAUGGUUUUAAACCUUUAUAGAAAUAAAAAUCUGGCAACCGUGGCACGGAUUUGUAUUCACCCCUUUACCCUGAGAUCCCCGAAUAAAAUCCAGUGUCACCCACCUGGGCUGACAGGCCGUGUGAGAAAAGCCAGAGAAAAAGCCUAGAGGCUAGUUGUGUCUUUGGAGGAGCUGCAGCCAUCCUCAGCUCAGGUGGAAGAAUCUGUUGAUCAUCCCACACGGUGGUGGGAUGAUGUGGAAGGAAGGAUGAUGGGGCGACAUAAAGAGGAACCCUGGAAGAAAAGCUGUUAGAGGUGGAAAAAACUGGGCGUGGCCACGUGUUAGAAUGGCCCAGUCAAAGUCCAGACCUAAAUCCAAUUAAAAAGCUGUGGCAAGACUUGAAAACGGACAGUCACAGACCUUCUCCAUCCAAUCUACCCGAUCUUGAGCCACUUUGCAAAGAAGAAUUUGAAAGUAUUUCAAUUCCAGAUGUCCAACGCUGACAUGCUGCAAAAGGUCUCCUACACACACAUACACACACACACACACACACACACAGAUCGGUAGGCAACUUGGGGUUAAUUGCCUUGCAGAGGCUGUCACACUGAAAUGUGACAGGAAGCUAGAAUCAAACCCACAGCUUUCGGAUUGCAACACACCUGUUCUUCCCAAUAAGCCACAGUUGGCCACAAAGCAUCGACUAAAAGGACCGAAUACAUGUAUAGGUUACACGCGUUUCAUGAUUUUUGUUUGUAAAACAUUUUUAAAACGCGUCCCUUUCCUUCCACUUCACAAUCAUAGACAACGCUGUGUUGUCUUGUCACAUAAAAAAAAACAUUUAGCGGGUAAAAUGACUUUUGUUAGGCACUGAAUUCAGACCUCCAGUGAGCUCGAUGACGUUGACCUGGUUGCAACCUUUGUCAGUGUUAAAGUCACACAGUAACAACUCCUACCGCAGGAAGACACGUGUACAGCUGAGGUAACCCCUCUGGAGUAGUGGACUCGUGAAGCUCCAUGUGGGUCUGUGUUACUGAACGCAGGGAAGUGGGUUUACGGGACUUUCUGGGAGUUUGUUGGGACAGGAAAGCACCUUACCAGUCAAUUCUGUCUAACACAGGGAACGCCUUAUUUGGUAUAUUUUGGUUCUCCAAGGCCAAACCAACAGAGAUGGACUACAUCACACAAACGGACACUCGAUGAGCGGUCUCCACGGAAACGCUACAUAACCAACCAGGCACGCUUAGGAAAGAAGGAAAAUUAGCCCAGAACGGCCGCGCAAAGAAAGCGGACCUAGCCGACACGAUUCAUAGCCAUACUACAAGGUUCAGCUCUGUUCAGUAACAAGUAGGUCACGUCGCUUUUUUUAAUCUGUGAAAAUGCAACGUCAUGUAUAACUUUUUUUUUUUUAAAGCUUAAGUUCAACCCUGCAGUUUUACCUCAUCGCCAUAGUAGCUUUGCUAUAACAGAACAUGUGAGGCACACAAUCUAAAAUGGCCAUAAGAGAAGACUUAAAGUGGUUUAAAUGUGUCUUCUCAGUCACAGAUUUCAAACCUUACCUUUGCCUAACGUCGUUGAUUAUAUUUCAAGAUGCAUUCCAACCCCUGACAUGGAAAUUAAAGAAAUAAUGCUUA
Fundulus heteroclitus (mummichog) is the source of this 3516-nucleotide messenger RNA. RefSeq names its product RAB39B, member RAS oncogene family b (gene rab39bb). Gene Ontology annotation, biological process: Rab protein signal transduction. Gene Ontology annotation, molecular function: GTPase activity; GTP binding. Gene Ontology annotation, cellular component: Golgi membrane. The transcript is spliced from 4 exons. The record is from RefSeq and is a predicted model, not a curated record. Bases 552 to 1193 code for a protein of 213 amino acids. Lineage: Eukaryota; Metazoa; Chordata; Actinopteri; Cyprinodontiformes; Fundulidae.